AUAGAUAGAUAGAUGUACAUGUGUAUUUACAAAUACCACAAGCACGCGAACGCGAAUGUGUUGGUGUCCGCGCAUGAAUAUGUUAGGCGGUGAUUUCUCUCUGUCUCACUUUAUAUGAUGUCUUGUUUGUUUACUUGUGUCUGCUACUGACUAAACAUUGAAGUGACAGGAGACAAUACAAGACUUAUUCUACAGCAAGUAAGCAAGUGUUGUUAAUUGAAUUUUCGAAAGAAAAAAAAAACCCCAAAAAACUAAUGAUAUUUCAUGUAACGACAAAAUUCUAAAAACAGCAACAAAGUGCGCGGGAAGAAGGAAGAGUGUAGUAGCAGUAGAGUAGAUAAGUUUUGUUGCAGCUGUAAUGUGAAAACUAUUGAACUGAUCCAGCAUAAACUUUGCCAGGAUUCCCAAACUGUUUAACUCGAAUCUGAAGUAAGACCGAAAGGAAUUGAAGAACAAGUGGAAAAGAAAGAAACAUUAAUAAUUCAGAAAAUAAAAUAAAUUUUAUAAAAUAAAGAUGGAAAGCAGAGGAAGAAAGCAAAAUCGAUUAUUCUUCGAGACUUCUUUACUGCUUUAAAAUAAUAUCAGUUUCUCUCUCUCUUAACUUUCCAAUACCUCAGAAGUUGGAUUAAAGGCGAACUCAAUCUAUAUAUAUUGUUUUAUUCACCAAGACGUGAAGGCAAGGAUGUUUAGAAUCAAGUAUGUAAUAUCAUUGGUUUCCUGUAUUCUCUAAGAAGACAAGGACAAUUAGGAUUCCAAACCAUUACUUAAUGCAUUUGAUCAAAGAAAACAUUGCGCAAAAUAUACGAAUAACUUUAAAUCAAUUGGGAUACGUAGUUAUAGAAGUAUAUAAUAACAUCAAACGAGGAAAAAUAAUCUUGGAUAUUCUCGUUGUUGAAAUGUAACUGAAAGAACCUCUAAUCCGCCCUGAAGAACGCAGAAACAGCUAAAAUUCGGCGAAUAGUCGAAAUCGAGAAUAUAUACGGAUAAGACAUACAUUCAUAUUGAUUUCAAAGAAUCGUCCACAUGACACCAUAUAUAUCGAAUAACAAUAUUCUACAACUGAUAUUUCAAUGUUACCAAAUAAAAUGACAACAACAAGGGAAAUAAAAAUGAUUAAUUGAAUGAAAAUCGAUUAUCCCGAAACGCCAAUAUAAGACAUAUAUAUAAAAUACAUCAUCUUCACAUUUAAAAAAAUAUAUUUAUUGAGCAAGUCUGUUUUGUUUAUUUUUUCAAACACAUAUUCCUAUAAGAUAUCAACAUGGAAUCGUUAUUCAAUGAGACUGUUCACGUCACGGAACAAAGCUUGUUCAGUGAGAAUUUCAACGACACAUAUCCUGACAUGGACAAUUCUUUUUCAAACGGCACGGAACACAGUAUUAGAAGAGUAUUCAUGGAAAUUGUUAAUAUAACUGUAAUGAUCAGUAACUCUCUGAUCUGCAUCACAGGACUGUUUGGCAAUUGUUUGGUAAUAUAUGUUGUAACGAUGUUCUCGAAAAUGAAAACUGUCACCAAUACCUAUAUCUUGAAUCUUGCAAUUGCUGACGUCCUCUUCUUAGUUAGUAUUCCUUUACUUAUUGUUACAAUUAAGAAUGGAUUUUGGAUGUUUGGAUUCUUUAUGUGUAAAUUCUAUUAUCUUUUAGUAUCCAUAAAUUCUUUUACUGGGGUCUUUACGUUGACAGUUAUGAGUGCUGAUAGAUACCUCGCUGUUUGUCAUCCAAUAAAAUCCAUGUCACUCAGAACACCAAAGGUAGCAUUUAUUAUAACCGUAUGUAUAUGGUUAAUAUCUAUCCUGAUAAUGUUGCCUGCCCUAAUGUAUUCUACAACAGUACGUAAUGCAAAAAACAGAGACAGCUGUACGAUGGUGAUGCCAGAUCACUUGGGAAUCUCGCCAGAUAAAAUAUUCAUUUGGUACAACUUCAUAUUUUCCUAUGCUAUUCCUGUACCACUUAUAUCUGUAUUUUACAUCUCAGUUGUCCAUAAACUACGUACUACAGGCCCAGUUAAAAAGUCUUCUGAGAAAAAAAAGUCACAGAAACGUGUCACCCGAAUGGUGCUGACUGUUAUUGGGGUGUACAUUAUUUGCUGGUUACCCUAUUGGGCUUUUCAGCUUGAUAUAGUAGUUUUUACACCACCAGUUACUGAAGGACGUAUUUUAAUGUUCCAAACGUUUAACAUCCUUACAUACGCUAAUAGUAUGUUAAAUCCCUUACUCUAUAACUUCCUCAGUGAUAAUUUCCGUAAAAGUUUCACAAAAGCAUUUAAAUGUACUUCUCGUUUCGAGGUCAACCGUUCCCUCCGAGCAGAAAACAGUAUUUAUCCAAAAGGACGUGAAGCAUACUCACAAACAACAGUUAUCGAAAAACAAGAAUUACAAACUAUAAACCAUUGCGCUACCGAAAACAAAGUCCAGGAAGAUUUUGCCAAUGGAGAAACCCAGACAGAGGACAUUGACGUCGACGAACCAGAAGUAGUUGUUACGGAGUUGGAAUGACGAUUGACGGAAUAUUAAUGUGAUGUUACAUGUAUAUUGAAAGGAGAAUAUUUCUGAGACCAUCUGGCGAUCGCUUUACUUCACGUUGUAAUAUCACAGAAAUAAAUGCGUUUUCUCCAAGAAUUAAUAGUAUAUCAGUAAGGGAUGUAAAGGAACCCAUAUUAUAUCCUAUAUAUAUUGUAUUAUUUAAGCGAUGAAUAAUAACUUCAAACAUGAAGAGUACAGUCCUAACUUAUUAAAUAAUACAGAAGCAGCGAAAUGGACACGCAUAUUGAAUAUUGCAUAUAUUCUACAAAUACUAAUACACACAGACACACACAUAUACACGCAUACGUACAAACAUACAUACGUAGAACGAUGAAUAUCCAACUAGAUAUGUGAAUAUAUUAUAUAUGCGUGUAUACUUAUAUUUAUAUAUGUAUCAGUGUAUUAAGUAUAUUUGCAUAUUUCUGUAUAUUAAUAAUUAUUAUUAGAUAAUUAUAAUAAACUAUAUGUACGAAGAUUGCUGUCUAUUUUAUUACAAUUACUUCAAUAUAUGAAUAUUUCCGUGAUAUAUGUAUUCAAUAAAUGCGAGAUCACACACAUGCACAUACGUACACACACAAACUUCCACAGAUAUACAUAUCAAAGAAGAUAUAUGUGCAUAUGCAGACACAUAAACACACAAACGAUUGAUAUAUGAGUACGUACCUGUGUGUUGUGCGUGUGUAUGUUGUGUGCAUGCAUGCAUGUAUGAGUGCAUGAACAUGUGCUUGCGUACAGGAUUUUACAAGACAAUAGAUUAUGGCAAUCGCCCCUAUAUUGUGAUGGCAUCACUUUGAUAUACAUAUAGACUCAUUUGAACAUUAUACAUCUCUGUCUAUACGUCAUCCAAUGUUGUGAAAUUGUAAUAUAUUUUUGUCAUUUAUUUCUGUCCAUAUAUCCCUAACCCGUUUCUUUCUUUCUCAUAUAAAUAAGUAUAUAUGUAUAUAUGUAAG
Messenger RNA from Octopus bimaculoides (California two-spot octopus), 3468 nucleotides. RefSeq names its product somatostatin receptor type 2. Gene Ontology annotation, cellular component: plasma membrane; neuron projection. Gene Ontology annotation, molecular function: G protein-coupled opioid receptor activity; peptide binding. NCBI's taxonomy places the organism in Eukaryota, Metazoa, Mollusca, Cephalopoda, Octopoda, Octopodidae. The record is from RefSeq and is a predicted model, not a curated record. Gene Ontology annotation, biological process: G protein-coupled receptor signaling pathway.